Molecule: messenger RNA, 1371 nt
Organism: Papaver somniferum (opium poppy)
Lineage: Eukaryota; Viridiplantae; Streptophyta; Magnoliopsida; Ranunculales; Papaveraceae
Exons: 1
Coding region: 1-1371 (456 amino acids)
Molecular function (GO): RNA-DNA hybrid ribonuclease activity; nucleic acid binding
Source: RefSeq, a predicted model, not a curated record
AUGUCUUGGGUUUGGGCUAGUAUAUGUCAUGGUCUAGAUAUUUUGAAACAUCAUGCUAUUUGGGAUAUUAGAGAUGGAAAUUCUGCUCACGCUUUUACUGAUAACUGGAUUAUUAACCCGUCUUACCCUCGUUGUGUUAAUUAUCCGAAUCCUAAUUAUAAAGUCUCAGAUUUUAUCAUUGCUGAAACAAAAAGCUGGAAUGUUCCCUUAGUCCAGGAUUUCUUUACCAAUGACAAUAGUCAAAAAAUCUGUAGCAUGAGAGUACCCUUAUCUGGCAGUGAUUGUCUUGUUUGUCCCUACAAUAAGAAUGGUGUCUUAACUGUGAAAUCAAUUUAUAAACUGCUAGCAAGUGAACUUCCUCAUAACUCUAUUCCCAUCCCUGAUUUUUAUAUGUACAGGGCUCUGUGGAGAUCUCCCCUACUCCCUAGAACUCAUCUUUUUCUUUGGAAAUGCGUAGAAAACAUUCUACCCACAGGUAACAUGCUUGUUAGGUAUAAUAAUCAACAUGAUGAUAGAUGUAAAAUGUGCAACUUGGGUGUUUCUGAAUCUCCAGAACAUAUGCUUUUACAUUGUUCUUUUGCCAAAGAUGUCUGGCAGCAUAUACCUGUCGUGAACUCUCUUGUUUUACAGGAUUCAGGCACACAAAUCAGUAUUAAGGAUUGGGUCACUAAAUGGCUUAUUUCAAGUCAUCUCCAAGAUCAUCUAGUAAGAACCAUGAAUACUGCCUGGUGCAUCUGGAAAGCCAGAUGUUCUAAGGUUUUUGAGGAUAAAACUUCAAACCCUCGUAUGGUAGCUAGAACUGCCAUGAGUAUUGCUGCUGAAACUGUCAAUACUCUAACCACUGUUCCUCCCUGUACUAUUCUUCGCAAUGCUGCUGUAGUUGAACCAAAUGAUUUGAUAUUGCAUCCUAAUUGCAUUACUAUAUUUUGUGAUGGUUCAUUUGAUAAGGACACUAACAAGGCUGGCAUUGGCAUUGUGGCAAUGCAUUCUACAGAUGGAUUCAGGGGCUGCAAACUAAUCUCAUGGAGAUGCAUCAGUCCAGAAGAAACGGAAUGCUACGCUUUGUUGGAGGAUGCACAUUGGAUCAGGGACCAAGGCUUCCAGAAUAUCUGCUUAGUUAGUGAUGCCAAAAAUGUUAUGGCUUAUUUAAAUAAUUACAGAGACCAAAUUAGUUGGUCCUCUUGCUCAGUUUUAGAUGAUUGUUUGUUCCUUCUGCAAGACACUCAAAUUAUCUGUUUUAAAUAUGUCAAGAGAAACUUGAAUAUCCUUGCAGACAUAGCUGCAAGACAUAGUCGAGUUGAUAAUGUCUCAGGAGAGUGGCAUGAAAAUAACUGUCCACACUUCCUGCAAAAUGUUGUAAACUCCAUUUAA